AUGACGUCGGAGCGUUCUCGAAUCCCGUGUCUCUCGGCUGCUGCUGCCGAAGGAACAGGGAAAAAGCAACAAGAAGGAAGAGCAAUGGCGACACUGGAUCGCAAAGUGCCCAGUCCGGAGGCGUUUCUGGGCAAACCCUGGUCCUCCUGGAUCGACGCCGCCAAAUUACACUGCUCCGACAAUGUAGAUUUAGAAGAGGCUGGAAAAGAGGGUGGAAAAAGCAGGGAGGUUAUGAGGCUUAAUAAAGAAGAUAUGCACUUAUUUGGCCAUUAUCCAGCACAUGACGACUUCUAUCUCGUAGUGUGCAGUGCCUGUAAUCAGGUCGUCAAGCCACAGGUUUUCCAGUCGCACUGCGAGAGAAGACACGGGUCAAUGUGCAGACCUUCUCCCUCUCCAGCGUCCCCAGCCUCCAAUCCCAGGACAUCACUAGUACAGGUGAAAACGAAAGCCUGUCUCAGCGGCCAUAAUUCUGCCAGCAGCACCUCAAAGCCAUUCAAAACGCCCAAAGACAAUCUACUUACCUCCAGCAGCAAACAGCACACAGUCUUUUCUGCAAAAGGAUCAAGGGAUAAACCAUGCGUUCCGGUUCCUGUAGUCAGUUUAGAGAAAAUUCCUAACCUAGUAAAGGCAGAUGGUGCCAAUGUCAAAAUGAACUCUACAACCACUACUGCAAUCACCUCCUCCUCCACCAUGUCCUCUGCUGUCUCCACCCCACCUUUAAUUAAGCCAGUCUUGAUGUCCAAGUCAGUGCCACCUUCACCAGAGAAGAUCUUAAAUGGCAAAGGAAUUCUGUCAGCCACCAUAGACAAGAAACACCAAAAUGGCACCAAAAACAGCAACAAGCCUUACAGGAGACUUUCAGAGAGAGAAUUUGACCCAAAUAAACACUGUGGAGUAUUGGAUCCCGAGACAAAGAAACCUUGCACAAGAUCCCUCACCUGCAAGACACAUUCGCUAAGCCAUCGGAGAGCAGUCCCAGGCCGGAAAAAGCAAUUUGACCUCCUCCUGGCGGAACACAAAGCCAAGUCCCGGGAAAAAGAAGUUAAAGAUAAAGAGCAUCUCCUGGCUUCCACAAGGGAAAUACUACCAAACCAACCCGGGCCGGCGCAGGGUUCUCUGCCAGGAUCUUCAGGGAGUUCUGGGCCAGAACUGAAAGUUACAUCGCCUACAAAAUCCCGGCCACCUAACUCUGUACUUCCUAGACCAUCAUCUGCAAAUAGCAUAAGCAGCAGUGCAUCUUCAAAUCACAGCGGCUACACUCCAGAGCCCCCUCUGCCCCCAGUUGGAGGGGACCUCGCCAGCCGGCUGUCCAGUGAUGAAGGGGAGAUGGACGGAGCCGACGAAUCCGAGAAGUUAGACUGUCAGUUCUCCACGCACCACCCCAGGCCUCUCGCGUUUUGCUCAUUCGGGAGUCGCCUCAUGGGACGAGGGUACUAUGUGUUUGAUAGAAGAUGGGAUCGUUUUCGAUUCGCACUAAACUCCAUGGUAGAAAAACACUUGAACUCACAGAUGUGGAAGAAGAUCCCUCCUGCGGCAGAUAGCCCCAUGCCCUCGCCAGCAGCCCACAUCUCCACCCCUGUUCCAGCAUCCGUUUUGCAGCCUUUCAGCAACCCCAGUGCUGUGUAUCUUCCUUCAGCUCCCAUCAGCUCGAGACUCACGUCUUCUUACAUAAUGACAUCAGCCAUGCUCUCAAACGCAGCUUUUGUGACAUCGCCGGACCCGAGCGCCCUCAUGUCCCACACCACAGCUUUCCCUCAUGUGGCCGCAACCCUCAGCAUCAUGGACUCAACCUUCAAGGCCCCAUCUGCUGUGUCCCCGAUACCAGCUGUCAUCCCUUCCCCAUCCCACAAGCCAUCCAAAACCAAAACCAGCAAAUCCUCAAAAGUCAAAGACCUGUCCGCCCGCAGUGGCGAGUCUCCGAGUAACAAAAAGAGGAAGCCACAGCCUUCGACCUCCUCCUCCUCCCCCUCCUCCUCCUUGUCCUUGCAGACUUCCCUCUCGUCUCCACUGCCAGGGCCCCACAAAAAGAACUGUGUCUUGAAUGCCACUUGCGCUCUGAACUCCUAUCAGGCGGCCCCUCCCUAUAACAGUCUGUCUGUGCACAACUCAAACAAUGGGGUGAGCCCACUCAGUGCCAAACUGGAGCCCUCAGGACGGACCCCGCUGCCUGGUGGCCCGGCGGACACAGUGAGACAGGUGGGCGCGGUGGGCGGCAGCAGUGACUCCUGUCCCCUCUCUGUGCCCUCCCUUGCGCUCCACGCAGGGGACCUCUCUCUGGCCUCCCACAAUGCUGUGUCUUCUCUGCCCCUCUCUUUUGACAAAUCAGAAGGAAAAAAGCGUAAGAACUCGAGUUCUAGUAGCAAAGCCUGUAAAAUCACUAAAAUGCCUGGUAUGAAUAGCGUUCACAAAAAGAACCCGCCCGGCCUUCUUGCACCGGUGCCCGAUCCAGUUAACAGCACCUCCUCUCGGCAGGUUGGGAAAAGUAGCAGCCUAGCUUUGUCACAAUCCAGUCCUUCAAGCAUACCCAGCCCAGGACACAGCCGGCAGAAGAACACAAACAGAACGGGCAGGAUAAGGACUCUUCCAUAACAAGACUAUGAAGCCCCUUCCAAACCAAUUCUUGGCUACCAGAUCCCACCCCAGGAGGCCAUGGUGGGAGGAGGAGGGAGAGGAGUGGGCUGUGGGGGAGAGUCUAUUUCCUGUGCCCUACCUGUGGCUCUGGCCUUUCUUCUUUUUUUAAUUGACCAGUUUUUAGUUUUGAAGAAAAAAGGGGGAAAGGAUGUGAAUUUGAAAUUUACAGAAAACAGUACCAGUGUUUUGUUUCCAUCCUCUUUCCUUUCA
This is a messenger RNA of Cynocephalus volans (Philippine flying lemur), 2841 nucleotides long. It is a transcript of the gene ATXN7L1, whose product is annotated as ataxin 7 like 1. The coding region runs from base 1 to 2589 and encodes 862 amino acids. The transcript has 12 exons. The record is from RefSeq and is a predicted model, not a curated record. Lineage: Eukaryota; Metazoa; Chordata; Mammalia; Dermoptera; Cynocephalidae.